This is a messenger RNA of Mixia osmundae IAM 14324, 936 nucleotides long. RefSeq lists its product as uncharacterized. The record is from RefSeq and is a predicted model, not a curated record. The transcript is spliced from 5 exons. Bases 1 to 936 code for a protein of 311 amino acids. Gene Ontology annotation, molecular function: ATP binding; AMP kinase activity. Gene Ontology annotation, cellular component: mitochondrion; cytoplasm. NCBI's taxonomy places the organism in Eukaryota, Fungi, Basidiomycota, Mixiomycetes, Mixiales, Mixiaceae. Gene Ontology annotation, biological process: ADP biosynthetic process.
AUGGCCACCUCUACGACUGACAAAACGCCAGCUGCGCCUGAUCCCAAGAUCACAGGCAGACCCAACAAGGGCAGCAGCGGAGGAAGCGGCAGAGAUUCGACAGAGCUCGCUUACCUCAAAUCGCUCGUGUCUCGCCUGAACGAAAAGAUCCAGAGCUUGGAGAGCUCUGCGGGCGAUGCUGUCUCUUCUGGCGGUGCGACGAUCUCGGGCGUGCUCGAAUCGGCCAAGCAGACCGUCGGUCUCACGCCCAGCGAGCAGAUUCGCUUGAUUCUCAUGGGACCUCCUGGCGCCGGAAAGGGCACUCAGGCGCCAAAGAUCAAAGACAAGUACUGCGUCUGUCAUCUCGCAACGGGAGACAUGCUGCGAGAACAAGUCAAGCAAGGUACGCCCUUGGGUAAAGAGGCCAAGAAGAUCAUGGACCAAGGCGGUCUGGUGAGCGAUGAGAUCAUGAUCAACAUGAUCAAGGACCAGCUGGACAACAACGAAGAAUGCGCCAAUGGAUUCAUUCUGGACGGGUUCCCUAGGACGACGCCCCAGGCUGAGAAGCUGGACGGCAUGCUCGAGCAAAAGGGUCAGAAGAUCGAGCAAGCCAUCCAACUCCUCAUCAAUGACAACAUCCUUGUCAGCCGUAUCACCGGCCGCCUCAUUCACCCUGCUUCAGGCCGCAGCUACCACAAAGAAUUCAAUCCUCCGAAGAAGAGCAUGACGGAUGAUGUGACGGGCGAGCCCCUAAUCCAGCGCAGUGACGACAAUGCGGAAACGCUGAGGAACCGCCUCUCGACUUAUCACAAGCAGACUGGCCCUGUCGCAGAGUACUACAAGAAAAAAGGCGUCUGGCACGGUGUUGACGCUGCCCAGAAACCCGAGACGGUCUGGAAGAGCAUCGAAAAGAUAUUCAAGGAGGCUGCAGAGCAAGACAAGAAGCGCUCAUCUUGA